AUGGACAAGGGCCAUUUCCUCAAUGAUAUCCUUGGCCUCGAGGACGAGUUUUAUGCCGAAGGAUACACAUUAGGGACGCUUGAUGGAACAAAGGCUGGCUACAACGAGGGUUGCGUUUUCGCAGUCGAAAAUGGUUUUGAAAAGUUCCAGGCUCUAGGUAGACUCUACGGGAAAGGGAUAGUAUGGGCUAAGCGUCUGUCAAACCAACAGGAGGUGUUGCAAAGCACCCCUGAGCUAGCAAUCAAUAACGAUGACGACGCGCAAACUGAGUCCAGGAUAAAGACAGUGGCAUCGGACAUAAAACCCAUCCCGGCACAAGAAGUCCCCAGCCUUCCUCAUAACCCACGGCUGGAGAAACAUAUUACGACUUUCCUCUCACUAGUGAACCCUCUCACAUUGUCUUUGGAAAACAAUGAAGAAGCCGUUGCCGACUUUGAUGACCGAUUGAAAAAGGCCACCGCGAAAGCGAGAAUUAUCGAGAAAAUCCUUGGGGAACCAAGUGAUCAUACUCCUCAGAGCUCCCUAGGAGCGAGCAACAUAGAGGAUAUCAGUUCGCUUCAAGUCAGCCUCUCCAACAACAUUCAGUCACGAAACUCACCUUCCGCAGUUUCGUUCUAA
Molecule: messenger RNA, 618 nt
Organism: Arthroderma uncinatum
Lineage: Eukaryota; Fungi; Ascomycota; Eurotiomycetes; Onygenales; Arthrodermataceae
Product: DUF1715 domain-containing protein
Exons: 1
Coding region: 1-618 (205 amino acids)
Source: RefSeq, a predicted model, not a curated record